AUGUGUGAGGGAGGUGAAGAGCCCGACGAGAUCGAAUCGAGGGUGACGAGGCGAGGAGUAACUGAAAGAGGUGUUGCCCUAAGUGGUCUCUUGAUGCGUGGUGUGCUGCACGGGCGCCGAUGUGGGAGAGUGGAGGAGGAGAAGAGGGGGGAGGGGUUUUCGAGGGGGGGUGGAGGAAGGAAGUUGGGGAACAUGGGGCAAAAGAUGGGGCAGCGAGCGGGAGAGCAGCUCAGGCGCCUCUUCUGUGUCUCGCGGACGCUGCGCUUUCCCCAGGUUGGCAUGUCUCUCGAUCCUCCAUCGUUGCUGUUCAUGCCGAGUCACCGUUGUGUGCCACGCGAUGCCUUAGCUGAUUCACAGAGUUUGGCCUUGCUGGAAAGGGGAAGCAUGGUCGACAUGCGAGACACAAAAGGCUGUGUAACGAUGGAGAAGGCCACCAGGCCGACUCUGCACAUGGCAUGGCAUGGCACAGCAUGGACACGAUGGAGAGGACUUUUCCAAGGGGUUUCCAAGGCUGAGGUCGGCUGGGCGGAAAGCUUCCAUAUCGAGACUACCCGGCCCCGUGUCUGGGGUGUGGGCGUGCUUCGGCAGAGCGCUUCCCUGAUCGGCCAAGGCAACAUGGCGAUAGGUCCAAGGUGA
Molecule: messenger RNA, 636 nt
Organism: Verticillium dahliae VdLs.17
Lineage: Eukaryota; Fungi; Ascomycota; Sordariomycetes; Glomerellales; Plectosphaerellaceae
Exons: 3
Coding region: 1-636 (211 amino acids)
Source: RefSeq, a predicted model, not a curated record